AUGGAGGUCCCUCAUGUUGACUACGACAUCAGCAUUAUGGUUAAGGCUGUGAAGGAAGUUCAGGAGCUGCUGAGGUCGAAGCAGUUUUCAACAUAUUCUGAGCUUGAUAAGGAAAUAACUGAAACUUUGCAUGGUUAUGAAUCUCUCGGUGAUGGUUUUGAGCGCUUUCGGGUCCAUUUAACUAAAGAUGCUGCAAAUAGCCAUGAUUUGCAGCGUAGUCUUUCUGAUAUGAAUGCCAGAUGCGAAGCAAGGCUUAAGGAUUUUGAAUCGAGUCAAAAUGAUCAAAUAAAUGAUAUGUUGCCCUUUGUUGGAAGCACUUCUCGUAUUUUGGUUCAUGGUUGUGGUAGAUUGUUAGCUGUUGCAAUUGCUUGCGCCAUACAGGAACGGAGCGGUGUUCAUUUUUACAUUUGUGAAGGACGUUCUGCAAGCAAAAACUAUCCUGAAGGCACAGGCGUAGCUCUACUGGAAAUGGCGGCACAGACACAAGAGGGGGUGCAACUUCAAGAGGCACUGAGGAAAUCGUGUACGAUUAUCCCUGAUGCUGGUAUGGGAGCCAUUAUGAGUAAGGUGGAUUUUGUUGUAAUGGGCGCAUACUGUGUGACUGAGCACGGAGGGUUGGUACAUAGUACUGGGUCGCUACAGAUCGCAACUGUUGCUUCAGCAAUGAAUGUUCCUUUUUACGUUCUUUGUGAGACGUUUAAGUUUGCUCGCAUUUUCCCCCUUAGUACGGCGGACCUUAAACAGCCAGAAGGUAGUAAUGACGUUCCUCUCGUAGAGUUUGUUCCACCUACCAUGAUUACGCUAGUUUUUUCUGACAAGGGAAUUAUGCCACCCUCUGCUGUGACUGAUGAAAUGUUUAGGUUUCAUACCGCCCGUUUUGCACCUGGGAGGCGCAAGCAGUUCUCUCCUUAA
Trypanosoma rangeli is the source of this 912-nucleotide messenger RNA. Its product is annotated as translation initiation factor eIF-2B alpha subunit. Gene Ontology annotation, biological process: translational initiation. The coding region runs from base 1 to 912 and encodes 303 amino acids. The record is from RefSeq and is a predicted model, not a curated record. The transcript has a single exon. Gene Ontology annotation, cellular component: eukaryotic translation initiation factor 2B complex. Gene Ontology annotation, molecular function: translation initiation factor activity; guanyl-nucleotide exchange factor activity. NCBI's taxonomy places the organism in Eukaryota, Euglenozoa, Kinetoplastea, Trypanosomatida, Trypanosomatidae.